AUCAACACAUCCCUGCUGGAAAGAAUAUUGACAACGAAGAGACUGAAGGACAAAACAAAGACGUGUUUAAAAUAAAGUGGGACAGAGAAGCAAAGAAAAUCGCAAGGAAGAAUCUCAAGAGUUGAACCAAGAAGAGACAAAGGACAUAUAACAGAAUGUCUUGGUGCACUAUGGCGUCUGUGCGAGUUGAGCUGACCGGUAUCUCUCUGUCAGUGCUGGGCUGGGUGCUGAGCGUGAUCAGCUGUGCUCUGCCCAUGUGGAGGGUCUCCACCACUGAUGGUUACGACACCGACACCAUUCAGACUCUCUGGGAGGGUCUGUGGAUGAGAUGUGUGGCUCAAAGCGCAGGGCAGAUGCAGUGUGAGGACUAUCAAUCCUGGCUGUAUUUACCUCAGGAACUGCAGGUCACCAAGGGACUAGCAAUAGCUGCCGUCUUUGUGGGUGCAGUGGCACUCCUCAUUACCAUGGUGGGAGCAAAGUGCACGGCCUGGAUCGAGACCGAGUGGCUCAGAGCCAGAGUACUGGGCUCCUCUGGAGGGGUGUUCAUCACUGCAGCUCUCAUCCAGUGUGCAUCUGUUUUGUGUAUAGCACUAGUCACCUCUGGAGAGAAUAAUCAGAAGAAUGGGGCGGCUCUGUAUCUGGGUGCUGUCUCCUCGAUCCUGCUGCUAAUCGGGGGAUUGGUGCUCUGCACAAGGUGUCCUUCGUAUAAAGACAAACCAAAGAGUAGAGAUGAAACAAAGAGAUACAACACUUACCCCCAGACUUGUGUCAUAUACUCUGCUACUCCAAGCUCAACGGCUCAAAGAUCCCACCACAAAAACGACUAGAUCUGAGGUAGGAGAACAAGACUGGAGAAGGAUUAAGAAGAAUUGCCACCUAUUUUUAUUUUUAAGAAUUUUCAGACAUAUUUUUCUAAGUUUUAAAUUUCAGAGAAAAUGUAUAUAAAUAUAGUUCAGUAAUAAUCACACUGGUUUAAAUGGAGACAAUACAAUAGUUUACUGGUAAAAGAUAAAAGCUAAAACAGCUGGAUGGACAUUUAAUUGUAUCCCAGAGAAGAACUGUUCUUUUAUAGAUGUAUUUUUUUUUGUCUUUACAUUUGGAUCCAUGAGGAUGUUUGUCAUUGUACUGAUCAG
Mugil cephalus (flathead mullet) is the source of this 1133-nucleotide messenger RNA. RefSeq names its product claudin-4-like. Gene Ontology annotation, biological process: bicellular tight junction assembly; cell adhesion. The record is from RefSeq and is a predicted model, not a curated record. Lineage: Eukaryota; Metazoa; Chordata; Actinopteri; Mugiliformes; Mugilidae. The coding region runs from base 156 to 827 and encodes 223 amino acids. Gene Ontology annotation, cellular component: bicellular tight junction; plasma membrane. Gene Ontology annotation, molecular function: structural molecule activity. The transcript has a single exon.